Molecule: messenger RNA, 825 nt
Organism: Hymenoscyphus albidus
Lineage: Eukaryota; Fungi; Ascomycota; Leotiomycetes; Helotiales; Helotiaceae
Source: the annotation of a GenBank genome assembly
AUGUACCAGCGGGCGUUGCAAGGCAAAGAGAAGGCCCUUGGACCAGAUCACACAUCGACCCUUGAUACAGUCAACAACUUAGGCACCCUCUACUCCAAUCAAGGCAAGCUGGUGGAGGCCGAGCAGAUGUACCAGCGGGCGUUGCAAGGCAAAGAGAAGGCCCUUGGACCAGAUCACACAUCGACCCUUGAUACAGUCAACAACUUAGGCACCCUCUACUCUGAUCAAGGCAAGCUGGUGGAGGCCGAGCAGAUGUACCAGCGGGCGUUGCAAGGCAAAGAGAAGGCCCUUGGACCAGAUCACACAUCGACCCUUGAUACAGUCAACAACUUAGGCACCCUCUACAAAGAUCAAGGCAAGCUGGUGGAGGCCGAGCAGAUGUACCAGCGGGCGUUGCAAGGCCGUGAGAACCCCUUUACUACACCAUACAUCAGAAGGCAUACUAAUAGUCGCAAAUACAGGAUAUUACACCCUACAGCGUGCUCUGUCCUAGCACAGCCUUAUUCCUCCUAUCCUUCGUCUCCCUCUGGCUCGGAAUAUUCACUUUCAACUUCCUGGAUAUACAUCAUCGCACAUCGUACACAUGGAGCUGGCACCCACCAUACCUUGGGGCAGAAGUCUCUCGCGAAACUGAUGUUACGCCAACUCGCCGAAGAUCCUAAUAAUGGAUGUGAGCCACUUGGGAAACAAGGGGCCUGCGGUACUCUUCUCAGAAUGACUUUGGAACCGUAUAGAUAUACUUUCGUUGCAAAGGGGACCGUGACGGCAUUCACAGCGAAGUUGAAGCACGAAGGUCUGGUCUACCGACAUUUAGACGAAGCUUAA